Arabidopsis lyrata subsp. lyrata is the source of this 2428-nucleotide messenger RNA. RefSeq names its product transcription factor MYB117. Gene Ontology annotation, biological process: regulation of DNA-templated transcription. Gene Ontology annotation, cellular component: nucleus. The coding region runs from base 327 to 1397 and encodes 356 amino acids. The transcript is spliced from 3 exons. Gene Ontology annotation, molecular function: RNA polymerase II cis-regulatory region sequence-specific DNA binding; DNA-binding transcription factor activity, RNA polymerase II-specific. The record is from RefSeq and is a predicted model, not a curated record. NCBI's taxonomy places the organism in Eukaryota, Viridiplantae, Streptophyta, Magnoliopsida, Brassicales, Brassicaceae.
UGGCGUUUGAAUUAGUCCGUGACGACGGUCCAUAACCCUUUUUAACAGUCGUCAGAAAACACGGUCGCGACAUGUACAUACACGCACAUACCUAAAGCCAUACGUAACAAACACACCAUUAUAUAUAAAAGAUAUUCUAUUAUUUAAAAACAAAUAUAUUUAUGACACACAUUUACGUACGUAUAUAUAUAUAAUAUGCAAAUGCACUCACAUAAGUCUUUCUCCUCCGAUGGUAAUAGUCUAAAAGCUGACGUGACAUCUCUCUCUCAAAUCUCAAUUACACUUCUCUUCUCUUCUCCUUCUUCCUCUCUCCCAACACUAACUCCAUGUUUAUAACGGAAAAACAAGUGUGGAUGGAUGAGAUCGCCGCAAGAAGAGCUUCUUCUUCUUGGGAUUUCCCUUUCAACGACAAUAACAUUCAUCGUCGUCAUUGCAACACAAGUCAUGAGUUUGAAAUCUUGAAGAGCCCUUCUGGAGAUGUAGCGGCUAACGAAGAAGAGAGUAAUAAUCAUAACCCUAAUUUCAGUAACAGCGAGAGUGGUAAGAAGGAGACAACAGAUAGUGGUCAGUCUUGGUCUUCUUCAUCUUCAAAACCGUCAGUCUUGGGGAGAGGACAUUGGAGACCAGCUGAAGAUGUUAAACUCAAAGAGCUUGUCUCCAUUUACGGCCCACAAAACUGGAACCUCAUAGCUGAAAAGCUUCAAGGAAGAUCUGGAAAAAGCUGUAGACUACGAUGGUUUAACCAAUUGGACCCGAGGAUAAACCGAAGAGCUUUCACGGAGGAAGAAGAGGAGAGGCUGAUGCAAGCACAUAGGCUUUAUGGUAACAAAUGGGCAAUGAUUGCGAGGCUUUUCCCUGGAAGAACUGAUAAUUCUGUCAAGAACCAUUGGCAUGUUGUCAUGGCUCGUAAGUAUAGAGAACACUCUUCUGCUUAUCGUAGGAGGAAGCUUAUGAGUAAUAAUCCACUUAAACCUCAUCUCACUGAUAAUCAUCAUCCUAACCCUAACCCUAAUUACCACUCUUUUAUCUCCACUAAUCAUUACUUCGCUCAGCCUUUCCCCGAGUUUAAUUUGACUCAUCACCUGGUUAAUAAUGCCCCUAUCACGAGUGACCAUAACCAGCUUGUUUUGCCUUUCCAUUGCUUUCAAGGUUAUGAGAGCAAUGAACCUCCGAUGGUUGUGAGUAUGUUUGGCAACCAAAUGAUGGUCGGCGAUAAUGUAGGUGACACGUCAGACGCGUUAUGCAAUUUUCCGUACAUUGACCCUAGGAGCCAAGAGAAAGCGGAACCAAAUGAAGCAAUGCAUUUGAUCGGAAUGGAAGCGGUAGAUGAGGAGGUGGUCGAGAAGGCUAAGCAGCAACCACAUUUUUUCGAUUUUCUUGGCUUGGGGACUGCGUGAAUCUUGAACAAAUUGGUGUUAAUAAGUUAAUGACAGUGGUUAAAUUUGGUUACAAAAAGAAAUUAGCAGUUAGCUUUAGUAGCUAGAAAACAAAACAAACCAAGAUCCAAGCCAUUGUCCUUGUGUUUACGUUAAUUACUAAACUGUAGAUUGUUGUUGUUGGCACUUGGCUGUCUAGUGUAACAUUUGAUAAGUUAUUGUUUUUAGUACCUCCAUAAAUAUUUAGCUCGAGAGAUUGUUUUAAAAAAGGUGAUUCUUUUAUGAUGAAGUGACGUGAAAUAUUGCUAAAGAUGUGAUGAGAAUAACAACGAGAGAGAGAGAAGGGAUAUUAAAAGAGUGGAGUUUUUAAGAGUUGGAGAAAGAGACGAAGAUGCGUAAUUAAGAGAAGAGGAACUGCCAAAGAUUGAGGCAGAGAUUGUGCAACAGAAAGGCCAAACAUGAAACAUGCUCACCAAAUCUCACACACACAUUGCAUUUGUUUCUUCUCUUCAAACCGUUUUUCCAACUCUUCAAGCUUCUUACCUAUGUAUCUCUCUCAUGUCACGCGGACCCACACAUGCCCUUCUUUUUUGUUUCUUUUCAUGUUGUAGAUAUAAAAGAAAAUUUUAAAUUAAUUUGUUAUUUUGUGUUGAAAUUAGUUUUGAUUUUGGAUAUGAGUUUUUAAAAUCUAUGACGUUGAUAAAUGUAGGGGUUUUCGGGUUUUGAAAAGGUUGUUAUAGAGAAGACUCGGUCGAUAACUAGUAUAAGAAAGUCCGAUGUGGAGAUUGAAAUACCACGCUAACUUUUCUUCUUUAGAAGUCUCUUGAGUUUGUGUUUUACUAUUAACUUAAGACACAAGACCGAGAGUAAGCAAAAACGGUACGUACGAUUUGCUAUUGUUCCCUCACCAAAACAGGGACAAUGUUCAUUUCAAUUCGUGACAUAUGAACGUUUAACGUUGUUCUUGAAUUUCUUUCAAUUUGCCCAUUGGGCCUGAAAUUGCUUCAUUAGGCCCAAUCUCUUUCGGAGGUGUUCUCUAGUCUCUCUUUUUU